This is a messenger RNA of Paramecium pentaurelia, 1637 nucleotides long. Lineage: Eukaryota; Ciliophora; Oligohymenophorea; Peniculida; Parameciidae. The record is from the annotation of a GenBank genome assembly.
AUGGAUCAAAUAAAUGAUGCAGCUUAGUUGUUUAGAAAAAAAUAUACUAUAAUAAUGGAUGAAAUUUAUGGUGAAGGUUGUUUUGGUUAAAUAUAUUCUUGUAAAAAAAUUGAUGAUUCUGAUGAUAAUAUAUAUUGUGCUAAAGUUAUUCCAAUUAAUGUAGAUAAAGAGAGAAGCAAAGAAAAUGAAAUAAUUAUAAAUAAUUCAAUAGCUAAAUUAAAGUUAAAUCAACAUUAGUAAAUGAAUUUAGUUAAAAUAUACGAUAUUUCUUUUGAUUCCAAUUCUUUGUAUAUAAUAAUGGAAAGAUGUGAUGAAGAUUUAUCAUUUGAGUUUUAUAAGCUUAUAGAGGAAAAUAGUUGGUAUACAGAGGAAGAAGUAUAUGAUUUGAUACAAUAAAUUAUAAAUGGAAUAAAAGAAAUGCAUUCAAAAAAAAUCAUCCAUCAAAAUAUAAAACCAGAGAAUAUUUUAAUUAAAUAUGAAAAUAAAGGAGAAAUCAAUGAGAGAAAAAUAUAUAAAGUAGUUUUGUGCUCAUAUUUUAGAUUACAGACUAUGAAAUUGGUAUUUUGAUUUCUAAACUUACUAAAAAAUAAGACCUGAUUAGAACAGGAUCUCCAAAUUAUACAGCACCUCAAGUAUUUGAAGAUGAUGUAAUAUAUUCUGAAUAAAGUGAUAUAUUUUCAUUCGGUGUUCUAUUUUAUUAAAUUUGCUAUUAAGCUAAAUUUCCUUAUGAUUGUAGUUCAAUGUAAAGUAGAUAUUAAAGUUUAUAAUAUCUAAAAAAUAAUCCUUUUAAAGCUCCAACUCUUAAUUAUAAUAAUGGAGAAUAAUUGCAAAAUCUUAUAGAAAAUAUGAUUGUUUAUAAUGAAAAUCAAAGAAUUUCUUAUUCAACUCUCUUUACUCAUGCUGUAGUGAAAAGGAAAAGUUAGGAAGAUACUGUUAUUAUUAGAAAUGAAAGUAGAAAUUUUAGAAGUUAAAGAUUAUUUGAUAAAUCAAUUAAUUUUGAAAACAAGAAAAAAACCUAAAUUUUAUUGACAUUAGAAAGAUUGAAAUUAUUGUUAGAGUAAUUUCUUAUCAAAUUCUAAAUUUGUUAGUAAUUAAUUUAAUAAAUCUAAGAUAGUGAUGAAUUUUUAUUUUUUAAAUUAAAUAUUUAUUUAAUAGGAAAUUAUUAAUUGUUAUAUGCACUUGCUUUAAUUUACAUAAGACCUUAAGAAUUACAUCCAAGUAUUUUAAAAUAUAAUGAUUAAUUAAUGCUUAUCGAGAAAUUAAGUGAAGCAUAAGAAGGAAUAAAAAUAUAUCAUCCAAAUACUAAAAUUUAUUAAGAUUUUUAUGAUUCAAUUCAAUCACAAUAUCAUAAAUUUGUAUAUUAAUUUAAAGAAUUUUAUAUUAAUAUUAAAAGGAGAAAAGAACUUCCUAAUGAAUUAGAGGAGUUUACUCAAUAAGCAGUCUCUAGAAGAAUCGAAUUAACUAUAUUAUUAUAAAAUAUUAAAAAUUUUAAAAAAACUUAUCUAAGUAGAAUCCCUAAUACUCUAUAAUAUUUAUUAGAUUAGGUAAUUAAAUUUGAAAGUUUAUCCCCAAUUAGUCUUAAUCAAAAGAAUGUAGAUCAAUAGUCAUAGCCAUCCUAAUAAAUUGGAUAAAUAUGA